GUGGACAAUCCCAAUUUUUUUUCUGCUACCUUCCAGAACAUAAGUGCCGUAGCGACAUAUCCUGUCGGGAACAUAUCUUCCAUUGGUGGUGGCUCACUAUCAAAUGUCAAGUUCGCUUCGCAUGCUAUUACACCCAUCCUUUUCCCGUUUAUCAUCACCUAUGAAACAAGUCUCGACCCCACCUUAGUUGUUGCAAAGGACAUUGCAAGCAAAUGUGGAUUUGACGGCUCCACACCUCAAAAUAUUGUUGUGGAUUAUGUUCUUACGUUGAGGAUCAGAGUCCUGGCAAAAAUCAGUCCAGUGUUCCGAGGAAGUGCGAACUUUCCAUGUCCAUUGAGUAAAGAGGACUUAGUGGUGGGUGGCAUGACAAUU
Molecule: messenger RNA, 372 nt
Organism: Cantharellus anzutake
Lineage: Eukaryota; Fungi; Basidiomycota; Agaricomycetes; Cantharellales; Hydnaceae
Exons: 2
Source: RefSeq, a predicted model, not a curated record